AUGAAAUUCCGGCGGGGCGAUUUUUGGUUGGGUUAUCCUUCCGCGGUCCGAGUCUUCUCACACAACAGCCGAAUCCUACUGGCGGCCCCUCAGAACGCGCUGGGGAUCACAUUUUUUCAUCUACAAGUAGGACGAGGCGGUGGGAAGAGAACGACACUCUGCAGGGCUUGGUCCUUCGAGGGAUGCCUUCCAUUUGUUGAACUCGAGCAGAGGGACCUGACAGAUCUGUUCCCUCUAUUUUGGGUAGUGACCCAGGGUGGACCGUACGGAUAAUGUGUACUUUUCCAGGAACUGGGGGGAGGGGUGGUUUGUCGAAGUGAGGAUGGUCAUGGGUGAUGCGAGUGGGCGAAUGGAUAGUG
Tuber melanosporum (Perigord truffle) is the source of this 359-nucleotide messenger RNA. RefSeq lists its product as uncharacterized. The transcript has a single exon. NCBI's taxonomy places the organism in Eukaryota, Fungi, Ascomycota, Pezizomycetes, Pezizales, Tuberaceae. The record is from RefSeq and is a predicted model, not a curated record. The coding region runs from base 1 to 273 and encodes 90 amino acids.